UCUCCUCCUCGUUGACGCCAGCAACCGCGACCCCUCGAGUGAGCGCUGAUGUGACCAAUGGCUGACGGAAUCCUUGCUUCCUCACAUGGCCCGUGGGCGAAUCGGAAUGUUCCGUGAGCAGAACUACAGUGGGCCUGGCUCUCAUGUUUGGUUGAAAUGAUUUCUCUGCGGUUUGGACUGAGACCGUUGCUACUGUGAUAAAGGGACAUCUGGAUGGAUACAGAGCUACCCUGCCACACCUUUCUUCGUCAAGCAAAAGUGUUUUACUUCUCAGCUGGAUACAAUUAUAAGAACAAACGGACCGUACUUUGGAAUACUUUUACCAACAUUUCUAUUUGAAGCCAACUUGAAUGGCAUGGGUUUUGAGGAAACCUUACUCUGGUAUUUUUGAAAGUGUUCACAAGAGUGGUGGAGUUUACUUUUGAGGAGUCUUCUGAAGUCUGUACAGGAACUAAAUCUCAAAAUGGAUCAAGCAAGUGGUGGAGAGGAUCCUAAUAAACCUAAUAAAAAGAAAGAAAAAGAGGAUGAAAGUAAAAACAAAAAACUGAACAUACACAUAAAAACAUUGGCUGACGACAUGCGUGACCGGAUCACCAGUUUCCGGAAGACUGGGAAUAAGAAGGACAAGCCCCUGAUCCAGCACUCCACAGACCCCAUGUCCAUUCAGGUAGAGAUGCCCAUGCCCCAGCCUCUCUUCGACGACCGCUCCAUGAACCUCUCCGAGAAGGAGAUCAACGCCCUCUUUGAGAAGAUGAUGGAGGACAUGAACCUGAAUGAGGAGCGUAAAGCCCCCCUGCGUGGGAAGGACCUGAGCACCAAGCGAGAGAUGGUUGUCCAGUACAUCUCCACCACCGCCAAAUCUGGAGGACUGAGGAACAGCAAGCAUGAGUGUACAUUGUCGUCACAGGAGUAUGUCCACGAGCUGCGUUCCGGCAUCACUGAGGACAAGCUGCUCAUCUGCCUGGAGUCCCUUCGCGUCUCUCUCACCAGUAACCCUGUCAGCUGGGUGAACAACUUUGGCCAUGAAGGACUGGGCCUCCUCUUGGAUGCAUUGGAUAAGUUGCUGGAUAAGAAACAGCAAGAAAGUAUUGACAAAAGAAACCAGCACAAGCUGAUCCAAUGUCUCAAAGCCUUCAUGAACAAUAAGUACGGACUACAAAGGAUUCUGGAAGAUGAGCGGAGCUUGCUGCUCCUGGCCAGGGCCAUUGACCCCAAACAGACCAGUAUGAUGACUGAGAUCGUCAAGAUCCUCUCUGCUAUCUGUAUCAUUGGAGAGGAAAACAUCCUGGAUAAGAUUCUGGCUGCCAUGACAAUUGCAGCAGAGAGGAAUAACAAGGAGAGAUUUGCGCCGAUAGUGGAGGGACUGGAGAAUCACGAAGCCCAACAGCUCCAGGUGGCCUGCAUGCAGCUGAUCAACGCCUUGGUCACCUCUCCGGACGAUCUGGACUUCAGGAUACAUCUGCGCAAUGAGUUCCUCCGCUGUGGCCUCAAAAAGAUCCUACCGGAGAUGAAAGAGACAGAGGAGCUGGACAUCCAACUGAAGGUGUUCAACGAGAACAAGGAGGAGGACUCCAUUGAGCUCUCCCAUCGCCUUGAUGACAUCCGUGCUGAGAUGGAUGAUAUGGGUGAGGUGUACCAUCUCCUGUCCAACAUGGUGAAAGACACUGGAUCGGAGACCUACUUCCUGUCCAUCCUACAGCACCUCCUUCUCAUCAGGAAUGACUACUACAUCAGGCCCCAGUACUACAAGGUGAUAGAGGAAUGUGUCUCACAGGUGGUCCUCCAUCGCAAUGGGAUGGACCCAGACUUCGGAUACAGGGAGAGAUUGGAUGUAGACUUCACCCACCUCAUCGAUCAGUGCGUGGAUAAAGCCAAAGUGGAUGAGAGCGAUCUGAAGGCUGCUGAGUUCUCCAAGAAGUUCGAUGAGGAGUUCAGCGCUCGGCAGGAUGCCCAGGCCGAGUCCCAGAAGAAGGAGGAGAAAAUCAAAGAGCUGGAAGGGCAGAUCUGCAACCUGAAGACCCAGAUCACGGCCGGACCAACGGCGGCUGGGACAGGAGUCCCACCUUCGCCUCUGCCGGGGGGGUUGGCACCUCCACCCCCUCCCCCGCCUCCGCCCCCACCAGGCGGCUGCCCUCCCCCUCCUCCCCCACCUCCGCCUCCUCCUGGCAUGGCCAGCAUGCCCCCUCCACCCCCACCCCCGCCACCUCCAGGAGGAGGGCCACCCCCUCCCCCUGGAUGUGGACCCCCACCUCCUCCGCCCAUCCCCGGGGCGCCGGGCAUCCCUCCGCCUCCUAUGAUGGCCAUGCCUGUCAUCAAGCUGCCUUAUGGACUGGAAGCCAAGAAGACCUACAAGCCUGAGGCCGUCAUGAAGAGGGUGAACUGGUCCAAGGUAGUACCUCAGGAAAUGGCAGAGAAUUGCUUCUGGAUCAAAGUCAAAGAGGAGAAGUUUGAGAACCAAGACCUCUUUGCCCAGCUCUCCCUCAGCUUUUCCUCCAGGACCAAAGUGAAAAAGGAGGUGGAUGAGACAGACGCCAGGAUGACCCAAUUCAAGAAAAAGGCGAAGGAGCUGCGAAUCUUGGACGGCAAGACGGCACAGAAUUUGUCAAUUUUUCUGGGCUCAUUCCGGCUGCCUUAUGAAGAGAUCCGGGACAUUGUGCUGGAGGUGGACGAGGAGAGGCUGAGCGAAUCACUGAUCCAGAACCUGAUAAAGAACCUACCGGAGCAGAAGGAGCUGAGCGCAUUGGCAGAACUUAAGGGCGAGUAUGAGGAACUGUGCGAGCCAGAGCAGUUUGGCAUUGUGAUGAGCUCUGUGAAGCUGCUGCGUUCGCGCCUCAACGGCAUCCUCUUCAAGCUGACCUUCGAGGAGCAGGUGAACAACAUCCGACCGGACAUCAUGAACGUGACGUUCGCCUGUGAGGAGCUGAAGAAGAGUGACAGCUUCAGCAAUCUGCUGGAGAUGGUGCUGCUGGUGGGCAACUACAUGAACGCCGGCUCCCGGAACGCCCAGACCUUCGGCUUCAACAUCAGCUUCCUCUGCAAGCUUCGAGACACUAAGUCGUCCGACCAAAACACAACUCUGCUUCACUUCCUGGCCGAAAAGUGUGAAGAGAAGUACCCGGAGAUCCUGAGGUUCCCUGAAGAGCUGGAACAUGUGGAGAGUGCUAGCAAAGUUUCUGCCGAGAUCCUGAAAAGCAGUCUGAGCACCAUGGAGCGACACAUCCAGAGGCUAGAAAACGACAUUGAGAAUUUCCCCAAGACAGACGACAAAAAAGAUAAGUUUGUGGAAAAAUUGUCCGGCUUCUCCAAGCAUUCGCGGGAGCAAUACGAGAAGCUUUCCACCAUGCACAAGAACAUGCAGAAGCUAUACGAGAGCCUGGGCAGCUACUACGCCUUCGACCCCCACGUCCUCAGCGUCGAAGACUUCUUCGGUGACCUGGCCUCCUUCCGCACCCUCUUUGUGGAGGCGGUGAAAGAGAACCAUAAGAAGAGGGAGAUGGAGGAGAAGAUCAAGAGAGCCAGACUGGCCAAGGAGAAAGCAGAGCGCGAGAAGCAGGAGCGCCAGCAAAAGAAGAAGCAGCUGAUUGACAUGAACAAAGAGGGAGGAGAGAAUGAGACAGGUGUGAUGGACAGCUUAAUGGAAGCCCUGCAAUCCGGAGCGGCCUUCCGCGACCGCCGAAAACGAACCCCGCGCAACGGUGAUCAAAGUCCAUCCAGUCCUGCCUCUCGGUGGCCAGGUGCUAACCAUGACAACCGCCGUGCGGUCCUGGAAAGGUCUCGAUCACGCCACAACGCAAACCCCCAGGCUCGAUGAUGGCCCGUGCCUACCAGAAGACGUUAGACAAGUGCCAAAGAGGCCUGCGAGGAGAAUCUGAGGACGUAUAGUAGGAGAGAUGGACCCCAGCCGUGUGGCACACACACACACUUAAACACUCACAGACACAUAAAAAAACACACCAACACAUGAGCACACACAUACACUAUAUAUACAAAAGUAUGUGGACACCCCUUAAAAUUUGUGCAUUCGGCCAUUUCAGCCACACCAGUUGCUGACAGGUGUAUAUAAUUGUGCACACGGUCAUACAGUCUCCAUAGACAAACAUUGGCAGAAGAAUGGCCCAUUCUAAAGAGCUUAGCUUGACUUUCAACGUGGCACCGUCAUAGGAUGCCACCUUUCCAACAAAUCAGUUAGUCAAAUUUCUGCCCUGCUAGAGCUGCCCUGGUCAACUGUAAGUGCUGUUAUUGUGACAUGGAAAUGUCUAGGAGCAACGACGGCUCAGCCGUAAACUGGUAGGCCACACAAGCUCACAGAACAGGACCUCUGAGUGCUGAUGUCGCAACACUCACUACCGACUUUCAAACUGCCUCUGGAAGCAACGCCAGCACAAUAACUGUUCGUUGGGAGCUUCAUGAAAUGGAUUUCCAUGGCCGAGCAGCCGCACACAAGCCUAAUAUCACCAUGCACAAUGCCAAGCUUCGGCUGGAGUGGUGUAAAGCUAGCCACCAUUGGACUCUGGGGCAGUGGAAUCACGCUUCAUCAUCUGGCAGUCCAAAGGACGACUCUGGGUUUGGUAGAUGCCAGGAGAUUGCUCCCUGCCCUAAUGCAUAGUGCCAGCUGUAAAGUUUGGUGGAGGAGGAAUAAUGGUCUGGGUCGGUUUUUCAUAGUUCGGGCUAGGCCCCUUAGUUCCAGUGAAGGGAAUCUUAAAGCUACAGUGACAAUGAAAUUCUAGACUAUUAUGUGCUUGAAACUUUGUGGCAGUUUGGGGAAGGCCCUUUCCUGUUUCAGCAUUACAGUGCACAAAUCACGGUCUAUACAGAAAUGGUUUGUAGAGAUCGAUGUGGAAGAACUUGACUGGCCGGCACAGAGCCCUGACCUCAAUCUCAUCUACCACCUUUGGGAUGAAUGAAUUGGAACGCCGACUGUGAGCCAGGCCUAAUCGCCCGACCUCGCUAAUGCUCUUGUGGCUGAAUGGAAGUAAGUCCCCGCAGCAAUGUUCCAAAUUCUUGUGGAACGCCUUCCCAGAAGAGUGGAGGCUGUUAUAGCAGCAAAUGGGGGACCAAACUCCAUACUAAUACCCAUGACUUUGGAAUGAGAUGUUCGACGAGCAAGUGUCCACAUACUUUUGGUCAUAUAGUAUAUAUAUAUAUAUAUAUUCACACACACACACACAGUUGAAGCCGGAAGCUUACAUCCACUUUAAACUCGUUUUUCAACCACUCCACAAAUGUCUUGUUUAUAAACUAUAGUUUUGGCAAGUCGGUUAGGACAUCUACUGUGUGCAUAACGCAAGUAAUUUUUCCAACAAUUGUUUCCAGACAUAUUAUUUUAAUUAUAAUUCACUGUACCGCAAUUCCAGUGGGUCAGAAGUUUACAUACACAAAGUUGACCGUGCCAUUAAACAGCAUGGAAAAUUCCAGAAAAGUAUGUCAUGGCUUUAGAAGCUUCUGGUAGGCUAAUUGACAUACUUUUAGUCAAUUGGAGAUGUACCUGUGGAUGUAUUUCAAGGCCUACCUUCAAACUCAGUACCUCUUUGCUUGAUAUCAUUGGAAAAUCAAAAGAAAUCGUGGACCUCCACAAGUCUGGGUCAUCUUUGGGAACAAUUUCCAAACUCCUGAAGGUACCACGUUCAUCUGUACAAACAAUAGUACGCAAGUAUAAACACCAUGGGACCACGCAGGCAUCAUACCACUCAGGAAGGAGACGCAUUCUGUCUCCUAGCAAUGAACGUACUUUGGUGUGAAAAGUGCCAAUCAAUCCCAGAACAACAGCAAAGGACCUUGUGAAGAUGCUGGAGGAAACAGGUACAAAAGUAUCUAUAUCCACAGUAAAACGAGUCCUAUGUCGACAUAACCUGAAAGGCCGCUCAGCAAGGAAGAAGCCACUGCUCCAAAACCACCAUAAAAAAGCCAGACUGGUUUGCAACUGCACAUGGGGACAAAGAUCAUACUUUUUGGAGAAAUGUCCUCUGGUCUGAUGAAACAAAAAUAUAAUUGUUUGGCUAUAAUGCCCAUUGUUAUGUUUGGAGGGAACAUGGGGAUGCUUGCAAGCCAAAGACCACCAUCCCAACUUGUAAGCACAGGGAUGGCAGCAUCAAGUUGUGGGAGUGCUUUGCUGCAGGAGGGACUGGUGCACUUCACAAAAUAGAUGGCAUCAUGAGGUGGGGAAAUUAUGUGGAUAUAUUGAAGCAACAUCUCAAGACAUCAGUCAGGAAGAUAAAGCUUGGUUCCAAAUGGACAAUGACCAUACUUCCAAAGUUGUGGCAAAAUGGCUUAAGGACAACAAAGUCAAAGUAUUAGAGAGUGGCCAUCACAAAGCCCUGACCUCAAUCCCAUGGAAAAUGUGUGGGCAGAACUGAAAAAGCUUGUGAGAGCAUGGAGGCCUACAAACCUGACUCAGUUACACCAGCUCUGUCAGGAGGAAUGAGCCAAAAUUAACCCAACUUAUUGUGGAAAGCUUGUGGAAGGCUACCUGAAAUGUUUGACCCAAGUUAAACAAUGUAAAGGCAAUGCUACCAAAUACUGAUUGAGUGUACGUAAACUUCUGACCCACUAGGAAUGUGAUGAAAGAAAUAAAAGCUGAAAUAAAUCAUUCUCUCUACUAUUAUUCUGACAUUUCACAUUCUUAAAAUGAAGUGGUGAUCCUAACUGACCUUAGACAGGGACUUUUUACUGGGAUUAAAUGUCAGGAAUUGUGAAAUACUGAGUUUAAAUGUAUUUGGCUAAGGUGUAUGUAAACCUCCGACUUCAACUGUAUAUAUUACACACACACACACACACACACACACACACACACACACACACACACACACACACACACACACACACACACACACACACACACACACACACACACACACACACACACACACACACACACACACACACACACACACACACACACACACACACACACACACACACACACACACACACACACACACACACACACACACACACACACACACACACACACACACACACACACACACACACACACACACACACACACACACACACACACACACACACACACACACACACACACACACACACACACACACACACACACACACACACACAUACACACACACACACACACACACACACACACACACACACACACACACACACACACACACACACACACACACACACACACACACACACACACACACACACACACACAUACUGCCAGGUCCUGAAGGAAAAAAAAGACCCAUAGAGAGGCUAUGCUGAACUGAGGAACUGACAAAACAAGAACAAGUACAUUUUCACUCACAGAACAUUCAAUAGUCAUACUGUUGGUCUGACCGCCUUACAUAUUUAUUCACUACUUUCUCAUGGCUCUGCCUGUACAUGACUGUUUAAAGCUUUGGAUGUUUUGAAAAAGCUUUUUUUUCUUUGUUAUUUUUGCUUUUUUGACUGGACACAUCAUACAUGGUCUCUCAAAUUGUCAUAUAGGUCCACUUGUCCUCUCAUCUCUGGUCAUAAUAUUCCGAUUGGGUGCAGUAUUGCUUGAGAAAUGUGAGUAGUGAUGGAGCUAGAGAAUAGUCAGUGAGGACUGCACUAUAUUGUAUGCUUUUCAGCAAGAAGAUUUGACUAACCACAUCCAACAUAGCUUUCCUUUUCUUUUCUGCUUGUAUUCAACACAUCCAGCAAUUGACUGUGGCCACAGGGGUGAAACCCUUUUUCUGUCAAAUAUUAUUUUCUCUGGCAUGAAACCAGAUCAUAUUAUGAAUAACGUAUCUCACAACAACGACACAGAACUGCACCCUGUAAAUGUGCAUCACUGAUCCUUGACUGAAUUCUUCAUAUAUUGUGGAUUGUAUUUAUUGUUUUGUGUUUUUUCUCCCUUAAAUGUCAAAUGUCUUAGGUCUUGAGAGGUUUUGCACGCUAGCUGUUCACGUAGAAAUCUGAAAUAUAAAUGAACAUACAAGCCUCAGCGAAAGGCUGCUUUUACUGAGCGCUCGACCGCACAAGCCAGUCGAGCUUCUGAAUUGUUAACUAGCGUUAGCAUGCUAAAGCAUUAGCUUGUCUGCUCCAGUCAGGCUUCUAAAUGGCUUACUAGCAUUAGCAUGCUAAGCCAUUAGCUUGUCAGAGAGGGAUUUCCCCAUUUCAGAAUGUCAGUGCUUAGAGCUUUCCCGUUACUAUCAGUUUCCUUCUAACCGUAGCAUAACCUGCCCAGACUUCACAUUCAUUUGACAAGAUGUCGUACGUAUCAAAAUUGCCAAAUAAAAAAAAUUAUAAAAUGCAUAAAUGCUAGUUUGAGAAUUCAGUUAGAAAAUAAAUCUUGAAUAUUGUGCUAACAGUAAGGAGCCAUUUGAGAUUUUUACCCCUUUUAUUCACACAUAUUUAUUACCAUAUUCACAAAGAGGGCCUCGAGCACGCUUGUCCCUUCCAUGUCUGAGCAGUAAAGCAGAUGCUAGAGAAACGGUCGCUUUCCCCCAAAAGGCAACCGUAGCCAGAGGAAUACAUUGAGGGUUGAUGCAGACAACAUGGUGGCUAUCUCAGUAAGGGAAGCCUCCACACACCCUCUCCCUUGCCCUACUGCUUAUGGCGUGAGUAACCGCUUGCCAUAAUGUGAGGUAAUUACCAUAACACUGCUGGAAAAGCUGCUGGCAGAAAAUCAAGCCUUCCCCGUGAUCGGAACAGAAGCUUGGGAGAAAAGCAAUGUUGCUGUUUAAACAGUCUGCCAGCGAGGUGUGUGAUGAGACGGUUUGUUGCACUCCUUGUCUUAGAAGCAUCACUGGCCAAGUUUCAUCAAUUCAAUCUCCAUAAUAUUCUAUUCCUUCAGGUUCAAGGUGCAUGAGAGUUACCUGAGAGAAGUGUGGCAUAGUCCAGGAAGGCGAUGAGUCAUGUUCUGUUGAGAUGGGGGUGUACAGUUACAGAGAAGCUUCAUCCCAAAUGGCACACUAUUCCCCACAUAGUGUUUUUAACUGGAGCCCUAUGGGCCCUGGUCAAAAUGAUUGCACUACAUAGGGAAUCUGGUUCUAUUUGGGAUGCUGCCAGAGAAAGAAGUGAAGGAGUGUAUUUGCCAUAGCUUUGGCUUCACACAAUGUGACAUAUACACUAGAGAGACCCGUUGUGGAAGAUCCAGCACUGCCAAAGGCAUUGAUUUGCUUUUUCUCAUUAAAAAGCACCCCUUUGUUCUAUUUUACCAUCAAACAGUACAUACUGUUUUCUUAACACUCAAUUUCUUGAACUAGCACCCAUCAUACAACACUAUGAAUUUUGUGAACCCACACCCAAAGGUGUUUGAUUUGUAACAUAUUCCAAUUCCAUAAGUUACUCUACGAUCUUCAGAAUGCUCCUAGCUUCAAUUUGUUUGUUUUUUUAAAAUGUCAUUUCUUUGAAUAAUUAGACAGACAAAUUGUUGUUUUAUCCUACUUUCAUCAAAUGUGGGGUUUUUUUGUGCCAAGUAUUCAAAACAUGAACAACUGUUACAGAAGGGUGACUGGAUCCUCAGUUGUAAUGUUUGGUUUUUGUAUUUAUCAAAAGGGAUCAAAUAUCUCUCAGAGUCAAGUGAAAUUAUAGUUUAGCUUGUACAGAAUCAAAUCUAGAUUUUGAACCUGGUUGCCAACUCUUUAAACAAGUCCAUAUUACACAUUUAAGCAGUUAAACAUUGAUACAUUGAAAAUAUGAAAUUGUGAUGUGAUCGCACAAUUCAUGCAAUUCAUGCAAAUAUCAUCAAAUAAUAUCCUUUGGAAUUUAAUACAGAAUAUUUUGACUGAAUUAGACUUUUUUUUAAAAUUCCAGAUGGAUCUCUCAUUCUUGAUUUCAUGGUACAAUGAAAUCAGAGACUAAAGCUCCCUUCCCCAUUUGUGAUUGUUGUAUUUUCCCCUGUAGGCUGGUCCCAUAUCUGUUUUGUGCUGUAUAGCCAACUGUCGCCUAUGCAGCACAAACAGAUCUAUGACCAGGCUAUUCAACUUGUGCUGUGGAGUGAUAAAUGUGUGCUGUGUAUACGCAGAUACUCGUAGCAGUGUUGCAGGUGGCAACAGUACCUGUCAAUGGACUGAACCACCACAGUAGUGUUAAAUGGUCCCUCUGAUUGGGCCAAAUCAUUUCAUGCUCACCCCGUGUUUGCCACUAAAGGCAUUAUUCUUACUGGAGAUCUGCUGUGAGGUGACCAUACUAAGGACGACCCGCUUAACUCAAAUGUUCACCCAAGUCUCUUAUUGACAUCAAUAAAUGAUUUACAUGAAAGUCUAAAUUGGGCAAGUGGAUCUCAAGUCAGAAUUACUGCCCUAACUGAGAAACUGACCAUAAGAGUGAUGUGUGUCAAUGAGGAGGCAGUUGUAUGUGAAACUAUUAGGUGCCAUCAUUUGGCGUAUUCUGAUUAGUAGCAACAUUUUGGGUCGACGUUCAAACUCAUUGACGGUGCACUUCAACUUCACGAUUGCUACAUUGCCACAGAUACCAAGUUAACUACUUGGUGAAAAUGUUAUUUUAAGCAAAUAGUUCAUUGCGGGCCACAUUUCCUUAUUGUUCCCAAUUUGUUCGUCCUUCAUAUUGUAAUUUGUCAAUGAAACAUUAUGAUAUGAUGAAUAAAGAAAAGAUAAAGGAACAAUGUUGACAUGAUGUAUGCUACCAUAGCCCUGCCUGCCCUCGGCUUUGUUCACAUUGACUUUUUUCUUUCUUUUUUUUUCGUAAAAACAAUUUAAAUUUGUAAUAUCUUUACAUUUAUUUGCAUCCAUAAGGAAGACAAAAAUGUAAUUGUUAUGCACACUGUUCCUGCGUGAAGUAUGUCACGGAAUAUCAUACUAAAUCAUAACCACUUUGUUAUAUAAAUUGAUUUCUGAAAGAA
This is a messenger RNA of Oncorhynchus keta (chum salmon), 10801 nucleotides long. Its product is annotated as protein diaphanous homolog 2-like. Gene Ontology annotation, molecular function: actin binding; small GTPase binding; microtubule binding. NCBI's taxonomy places the organism in Eukaryota, Metazoa, Chordata, Actinopteri, Salmoniformes, Salmonidae. Gene Ontology annotation, biological process: actin filament polymerization; actin cytoskeleton organization. Gene Ontology annotation, cellular component: cytoplasm; actin filament. Bases 464 to 3811 code for a protein of 1115 amino acids. The record is from RefSeq and is a predicted model, not a curated record. The transcript is spliced from 29 exons.